UGAACGAGAGACCCGGGAACCCGGCCUACACAACACUACACAACCUUACACUAAACACAACUGGCUGGAAACUACGAAGCACACCGGCAGUGAUCCCACACCUAAAAAUGAUCCAAACAAACACAGAAGAAGCCUUCAACACCGCCCCCAGUGAAAUACCGUGGAUAGAACCCCUCCCACCCUGGCAGCUAUUUGAAAUAAAAACCCAACUGCUCCCAACAUCAAAAAAAGUGGCAAGAAACAACCCACAACUUACUCAAGAAUUAUUCAGGAGAUUCACUGAAAAUACAGCAGACUCAGCCCUCUCCGUAUUCACAGAUGGAUCGUGUCACCAACUUGAAAAAGUUUCAUCUUGCGCCUUUUUCAUCCCUAAAUUACAAGAAAGAAAAGCAUGGGUAUUAGAAAACUACACUACUAGCUUCAACGCUGAACUAGCAGCAAUCCAACAAUCACUCAAAUUUGUGUACCCACUCGACUGGCAAGAUAUCAUAAUCAUAACUGACUCCAAGUCAGCAAUUCAAGCCGUCACACACUUUAAAUGGGAAGCCAGCUCACUAAUUCCUGAAAUCAUUGAAUUAAUAAAAAACUUAAAAUCAGCAGGAACACAAGUCACCUUUCUCUGGAUCCCAAGCCACUCAGGAAUAUAUGGUAACGAAAUUGCCGACGAACUAGCAAAUAAGACCAGAACUGAUCCAGAUGGCGUGACGAUGGCUUACACCUCCAACAUUAAAGAAAGCCUUUCAAAACUUAAAGACAGACAUAAACAAGAAACAUUUAUCAAAAUAAAGGCACUAUCAACGAACCUGGCGGUGACAAACCGAACAGAUAUGAAAAUACUACCUUGGCUCACCCACAAGAAAAGAUAUAUCCAAGUAGCCCUUCUAAGGCUUAGAAGUGGUCACAACAAACUCAACUACUUCACCAACAAAUGGAACUCUGAAAUCUCACCGUACUGUUCAAGUGGCUGCCAAGAAAUUGAAAACAACACUCACAUCCUCAUCGAAUGUCCACACCACGCGAGCGCGAGAAACCCACUGAUAGACUUCCUUGUAUCACAGAAGCUCCCCCUGGACGUUCCAACAAUAACAGGACUCAACUACUCCAUCCCUAAACACACACAACAACAAAUAGCAAAACAUCUUAUCACAUACCUCAUAAAAACUAAACUGAUUAAUCGACUGUAAACCAGCAAUCCCCCCC
Messenger RNA from Daphnia pulex (common water flea), 1200 nucleotides. RefSeq lists its product as uncharacterized. The transcript has a single exon. Gene Ontology annotation, biological process: DNA replication, removal of RNA primer. Gene Ontology annotation, molecular function: RNA-DNA hybrid ribonuclease activity; nucleic acid binding. Lineage: Eukaryota; Metazoa; Arthropoda; Branchiopoda; Diplostraca; Daphniidae. The record is from RefSeq and is a predicted model, not a curated record. The coding region runs from base 108 to 1184 and encodes 358 amino acids.